Molecule: messenger RNA, 624 nt
Organism: Gastrolobium bilobum
Lineage: Eukaryota; Viridiplantae; Streptophyta; Magnoliopsida; Fabales; Fabaceae
Product: NDR1/HIN1-like protein 3
Exons: 1
Coding region: 1-624 (207 amino acids)
Biological process (GO): defense response to other organism
Source: RefSeq, a predicted model, not a curated record
AUGUGUUGCAAAUUCCGCUGCAGCUUCUGCUGCAUCUGUUUGACAAUCUUUGCUUUUAUUUUCAUGAUCAUACUUUUUAUGAUCAUCUUCUUCACAAUCAUCUCACCCACAAACCUCAAGUUCUAUGUAACUGAGGCCUCUCUCACACAGUUCAACCUCACCAACAACAACAACUUAUAUUACAACUUCAAAGUAAACAUCACAGUGAGAAACCCCAACAAGAAGGUCAUAGUGGAUUAUAGAGGGAUCACAGCAAUUGCUUGGUACAAAGAUAAUGACUUUGCUUAUUUGAGUUUGGCACCCUUUGACCAAGGCCAAAAGAACACUAGCUUCCUUCAAGUGCAGUUUGAAGGAAAUAGUGUGUGUAGUCUCAAACCUAAACAACUAGGUGAGUAUAAUGAGGAGACACGUGUUGGGAUUUACAAUGACUUGGAUGUGGAUUUGGAUUUUCGAAUUAGAUUCAAUUAUGUUGGAAGGUACAAAAGUAGUCGUUUCAAUCCACCUAUUGUUCAGUGUCGUCGUUUGAGAGUUCCUUUGAUUUCAAAUGGUACAUUAGAAUCUCCUUUCAGUGUUACAAAAUGCAGCACCCCUUAUUUCUUUGUAGAUCGUGAUUCAGGAGAUUAA